UGGUCAUCGCCCAUUCUCAGCUCUUGGUUGUUCUCUGGCCCGUCGGCUCCAAGGCGGGCAGUGCUAUUAUUAUCCAGUCGUGGGUAAGCUAACGCCGUAGGCUAUCAUCAUCACUACUAUCAUCAUCAUCAUCAUCGGGCCAUGAUUAUUAUUGUUCCAACCUUGUUCAGUGGUACACAUUCGGGCUGAGCCAUUGACGGCGGCAACCCUGGGUCGGGUUCAGCCCCACGAGGGUGCGCAAGUGUUUUUGCCAUCGUUAUUAUUCCCCUCCUUCUGGUUUUCCUCCUGCCUGCUCUUUCUCAGCCCUUCGGAAGGGCCACCUCAACGGAAUGUCCGGGUGAGAGGAACAGCAAGGGAAGACAAGUUGAUUGAUUGUAGGAAGGCCACAAUCAUUCUGCCUGUAGGCAACCAUGGUGGGAAGGUUGACAUCAGGUUGGGUGUAUAUAAACAAUGGUAGAAGAGUACAUCCACAGAAAUGCAUACUUCCACAACCACAAUUAUCUACUUUUUCCCUUGUUCUCUAAAUUGUCUUGAUAUACAUACAUCGGAUCUCUCUAUCUCUCUCCAGCCAGAUAGUACUUCUCAGCUUAGCAACAAGUACACGUUCUGGUCCCCCUUUAGCGCCCUGGGUGUAUUAAAAUUACCCGCUUACCUGACGAGCGGUACUCGGCGUGAAAGUGUGGCGGUGACAGCACUGGGACUAAACGGCACUAGUGCUCCCGGCGGUGCAAUCAACGUUGCCGAAACACCCGGACUAGACUCGGAAAAGCCUAGAGUGGGACCCACUUCACCCCGCCUGAUCCAGUCCAACCUCUCCCUUUUUCGCAGUCAUUCCCCCUCCCCCUUAAGUUGGUGUGUAUCUGGCGUAAAAAAGGGACCUUCCAGACUGGUUGGAAGAACGUUGACUGACCAGACAAAACCAAACCAAACCAAACCAGACCAAACCCAACCUGAACCAAACCCAACCAGGCCAACCCGCACCCACUCUUGCUUUCCACCACCGCCGACUCCCUACUAACCCGACGGCCUCCAUCACUUUCCACUCCUCCCCCCGUUUCCUCCC
This is a messenger RNA of Aspergillus vadensis CBS 113365, 1063 nucleotides long. RefSeq lists its product as uncharacterized. The record is from RefSeq and is a predicted model, not a curated record. The transcript has 2 exons. Lineage: Eukaryota; Fungi; Ascomycota; Eurotiomycetes; Eurotiales; Aspergillaceae. The coding region runs from base 476 to 1018 and encodes 180 amino acids.